Sinocyclocheilus rhinocerous is the source of this 691-nucleotide messenger RNA. RefSeq names its product gastrula zinc finger protein XlCGF49.1-like. Gene Ontology annotation, molecular function: DNA-binding transcription factor activity, RNA polymerase II-specific; RNA polymerase II cis-regulatory region sequence-specific DNA binding. The annotation marks the transcript as partial. The transcript is spliced from 2 exons. Gene Ontology annotation, biological process: regulation of transcription by RNA polymerase II. Lineage: Eukaryota; Metazoa; Chordata; Actinopteri; Cypriniformes; Cyprinidae. The record is from RefSeq and is a predicted model, not a curated record.
AUUUUAUUGAAGAAAGUGAGGAGAAUGAAGAAUUUAGUCAAGAUGAGGAGAAACAUCAUGUCAAAACUGGAGAAAAAUCUUUGAGUUGCUCUCAAACCAAACAGAAAGAUUUAAAGAAAAGAGGAGCCAAGAAAUGUUUCACCUGCACUCAGUGUGGAAAGAGUUUGACAAGUAAAUAUAGUCUUGAUGUUCACAUGAGAAUUCAUACUGGAGAGAAACCAUUCACUUGUGAUAAAUGUGGGAAGAGCUUCACACAAUCGUUAAGCCUUAAGAAACACAUGAACAUCCACACUGGAGAGAAACCGCACACGUGUGAUCAGUGCGGGAAGAGUUUCACACGAAAAGAAAGCCUUAUUACACAUAUGAUAAUUCAUACAGGAGAGAAACCAUUCACAUGUAAUCAAUGUGGAAAGAGUUUUGCAUACUUAGCAAACCUUAAGGUACACAUGAACAUUCACACUGGAGAAAAACCUUACAAGUGUUCACACUGUGACAAGAGAUUCAGUCGUUCAGGACAUCUGAAAACACAUGAGAGGAUUCACACUGGAGAGAAACCGUAUCACUGCACUGCAUGUGGGAAGUGUUUCAAUCGUUCAUCAAAUGUAUCAAAUCACAUGUGGGCCUCUGUAGGUGAAGAUGCGGUGUUGACGGCAAUGUGUAAUCUGAAUGUGACCCUAAAGUGGCCCAUGUG